AUGAAUCAGGUUGGUGGUGCUGGCGCCGGGAUGCCGCCGCGGCAAAAUCAGAUGCAGGAUGUGUUGGACCGCUCCGCAGGGGUCGAUCCCAAGUUCAUGGUGCUGCGCAUCAAUACUCGACAGAAGAUAUUCGAGUACAUAGAAAGGAAGCAACCGUCGGCUAUCUGGCAGUGGCGGCUGCCGGACCUUGCGAAGCGGCUCGAGGAAAUCUUGUUUAGAGAAUACCCAAACAAGAGGGAGUACUACAAUAUGACGAAGGGGCCGAUUGAGCCCCACUUGCAGUUUGCCAUGAAGCUCUCGAGUGUUCGGAAUCGGCAACGACAACAGAACCGACAAUUGUCAAGGCAGAUAACAUGUUCCCCUUGCUAUGGGAUAAUGAUCGUGACACCUGGUGUCACGCAAGGCGCAAGUGAAAAUUCUAGAAUGUCUUUCGUGACAGGCAACACUGGCCCUUUGUCGUCGGGUGCAAACAUGGUUCCGCUGAACGCCAACAUGGGUACCUUGCUGCCAGGGGAAGCUCCCAAUGAGCAUGUGAACACACUGCUAUCUCUGGGGAUGAACCCUACACACCAUGACCGCUCGGGAGCAUGCAACAACCACCGUGUAAUAGACAUGGUGGAAGCACCUGAAACCAACAGACUCUUGGAAACCCAUGCACCCGUGAAGGAGGUCGCAAAGAAACCAAAGUUCAGCUGCCCAGUCUGCCGGAACGAGCUGACCGAUGUGUCAUCGACCAUCUGCGGCCACAUCUUCUGCCAGAAGUGCAUCGAGGCCUCCAUCCAGGCUCAGAAGAAGUGCCCUACCUGCCGUAGGACGCUGACCAUGAAGGAUUUCCACCGUGUCCACCUCCCGACGAUGGACUGA
Triticum turgidum subsp. durum (durum wheat) is the source of this 864-nucleotide messenger RNA. The record is from the annotation of a GenBank genome assembly. Lineage: Eukaryota; Viridiplantae; Streptophyta; Magnoliopsida; Poales; Poaceae.